Molecule: messenger RNA, 3034 nt
Organism: Aplysia californica (California sea hare)
Lineage: Eukaryota; Metazoa; Mollusca; Gastropoda; Aplysiida; Aplysiidae
Product: adhesive plaque matrix protein
Cellular component (GO): membrane
Source: RefSeq, a predicted model, not a curated record
CACCUUUGACGCAACUUAAUCGAUUGAUCUUCACUUCUUUUCGUAGUCAUUCUACAAUCUUUGUGACGAUAAAGAUAAUCGGAUAUUCCUACUUGAGCAUGUUUUGACAGGAAAGCACUUCCUUUCAAGAACACUAGUGAACAACUUCCGGUGAUUAUUGUAGUAGGCCCCGCUUACAAACAUCAUGAUGAAGCUAGACCUACAAAGCCGAGAGAUAAAUAUUUUUCCGGAAAUCGAUUACAGGAACCGAUAAAAGACUAUAAUAAGGGUUCAUGUGAUUGCCAGAUCAACGUAGGGGAUGAUCAGCCAACUGGAAGAAAACCUCAAAGUCUGGAGACGGCACGAGAAACUGUUUACCGUUCUCGUCUGGACACACGGUAUCGCCAUUUUUGUUCUCAGCGGUGUGGUGUUCGAGUUAGCUUAUGAGAUGAGCACGGUCCGACUACUGGGCAUCAUGUGGCUGGUGGGCACCAUCCUCUUGACCUGCUUGGGCUGCCAUAGUGUCAGCUCUCACACCCGGGCCUCUCUCACAUGGUUUGCAGUCUUGCUGACAGUUGGUAUCAUCGGGAAUAGUAGCAUCAUGGCACUCUCUAUCAUUACCUUUGAUGUCCAAGAGGUCUUGGGAGACGUGAAGUUCCGGCUGAAGGAACAGUACGGCAACGCUGAGAGCAUUAAGAAAGGUCACCUGUUACAUGAACUGUACGAAUUCCAGGCUGAGAAAGGCUGUUGUGGAUUAGACGGAUACAACGACUAUUGGCCGAGCACAACUCAACCUUGUCGGCCCCUACUUACACAGGCCAUAAGGAGAGCUUACGUCACCUUUCUUAUAGACGUGGUCACAGCAAUAGCCGCAGAGGUACUGAUUCUUCUCGUGGUUGUCAAGCUCAUCCUGAUGGUGGAGCCUCUAACCCAUCAACUAACUUCGUUCCAAGAGAACCCCAAGCGCUCCAGCUCUAGGACAUUUCGAUACUCUCUGACAAGCUCAGAGCCCGACAGUAAGGAGGAAGACACAGAGGACAGCACGUCUCUCAUCUACAAUGCUUCAAGGAGCAACCCAAGCACUAGAGACCCCAAUGACCAAAACUCGUCCGAAGACCGGCAGGAGACAUUAAAGCAAGAAAGUUGGCACUCUCUCUCGGAUAGCCCUCCUUACAGUGACCCGUCCGGACGACAGCUUAGUGAGUCUUCGUUCAGGAAUUCCCAGUCCAGGAAGAAAAGCCAAACCGAUUCCGGAGGCCAGCCGCGGCAAAGAAGCCGUACCAGUUCGGAAAACCAGCCCAGCAAAAACCGCCAAGUCAGUGCGGAAGACCAGUUCGGAGAAAGAAGCAGGGACACUUCUGAAGUCCAGAACUUGACCACCCCGCUCUACUACCAGCCAAGAAAAUAUCAGCUUUCCGGUGGACCCGAACAGCUCAAUCCUAGCUUCCAGUCCAGAAACCCCCCAUCUAACUUCCAGUCCAGAAAUCCCCCACCAAACUUCAGGCCCCGAAAUCCCCCUCCCAACUUCCGUUCCAGAUAUCCCCAACCUAACUUCCGGCCCAGAUAUCCUCCCCCUAACUUCCAGCCAAGACAGCCCCCGCCUUGGGUUGCCCAGCCUAACCCCAGGACCUCUCAGCCUAGUGACUUUCAAGCAGACUCCGAUCCAAAGACAUCCCAGCUCGUCAACGAAAAUAGACCAUCGUUCGAAAGCCAACCUAGAACAUCACAGUCAAUGAAUACCCAACCCAAAAUGUCUCAGCCAAUGAAUACCCAACAAGGAAUGUUUCAGCCAAUGAACUCCCAAUCUAGGCCCUCUCAGCCAAUGAACUCCCAAUCUAGGCCCUCUCAGCCAAUGAACUACCAGCCACGACCCUCCCAUCCAAUGAAUUCCCAAUCUAGGCCCUCUCAGCCAAUGAGCUACCAGUCACGACCUCCUCAGCCAAUGAACUCUCAAUCUAGGCCGUCUCAGAAAAUGAACUCCCAAUCUUGGCGGCCUCAGCCAAUGAACUCCCAAUCUAGGCCCUCUCAGCCAAUGAACUACCGGCCACGACCCUCUCAGCCAAUGAACUCCCAAUCUAGGCCCUCUCAGCCAAUGAACUACAGGUCACGAUCCUCUCAGCCAAUGAACUCCCAAUCUAGGCCCUCUCAGCCAAUGAACUACAGGUCACGAUCCUCUCAGCCAAUGAACUCCCAAUCUAGGCCCUCUCAGCCAAUGAACUACCAGUCACGACCCUCUCCGCCAACGAACUCCCAAUCUAGGCCCUCCCAGCCAAAGAACUACCAGUCCAGGCCCUCUCAGCCAAUCAGCUACCAGUCAAGGCCCGUCGACACUCCGCCCACAUAUACAAACCGAGGCAAAUCAAAAGCUCAACGAAAGAAAUCUAUGCAGCCCACCGAUAGGGACAGUGCCAGAUUCCCUCCCAGCCAAUCCAGGGCGUCCCGAGCCCAGUCCAAGGAAUCUGACGACCCGGUGGCAUCAGACAAUAGAGCUCCCACCCCUACUUCAAACUUAACGCCCAGACGAUCGUCUAUUUUCACCGUGACACCAGAUAUCGACUACCGUAUGCAGCCCCGCCCCAAAUCCCGAGGUGGAAGAAAAGUGUUCUGAAUGUUUGAAUAAAUGGUGGAGGACAUAAGUGUUUCACUGGCGUCUGUGCCGUAGCAUUUACACACUUCGUCGUCACAAGCAGGAUACUCAAGUUCGAUUACCGAGGUGGGACAUUUUUAUAGAGUUUCUCAGUCUUCGACUGGGACGUUGUAUCCAUCUCAGCUGGGGUUGGUUCUGAGAGGCUGGGUUGAAACCCGCCUCCCAAAAGAUCUAAAUUGUGUCGAUGGGGGUAUAAAUCACCUGCGUUAAAAAGAAGUGAAGAGAUUCCAUCCAUACGCCAAACCGGUGUGUUUCGGGAGGUUUCGGGAUUUGGGGGGAGGGAAGGCUUAAUUAAAAUGUUCACAGAAUGACAUGGUAAUUACAGUGUCUGAUUUGAAAAAGCUACGAGAAGGAGGGAGAGGUAGAGGGGUGGGAGUGCACAAAAGAAAGAAAGUGUAGGGGGUGGGA